Alligator sinensis (Chinese alligator) is the source of this 2959-nucleotide messenger RNA. RefSeq names its product glutamate metabotropic receptor 2 (gene GRM2). Gene Ontology annotation, cellular component: membrane. The record is from RefSeq and is a predicted model, not a curated record. Gene Ontology annotation, biological process: regulation of synaptic transmission, glutamatergic; G protein-coupled glutamate receptor signaling pathway. The coding region runs from base 203 to 2959 and encodes 918 amino acids. Gene Ontology annotation, molecular function: group II metabotropic glutamate receptor activity. The transcript has 6 exons. NCBI's taxonomy places the organism in Eukaryota, Metazoa, Chordata, Crocodylia, Alligatoridae.
UGCUGGGUCCUGCUUUGUGAUUUCCCAGCUUCAUGUGUGUUCCUAGUCCCUGCCUGCUGAUCUCUCCCUGCUUUUUGCUUCAGACUUGCUGGCUCCUGACCACCUUUUCUCCUGACUCCAGUCCAGCCCCCACAUCUUCUGAUAGCUGCUCCUGACUUAUGGCUUUAGUUUAGUCAGGACCCACAUCCCAGUCCGGUGCUGAAUGCUCCCCUUCUCCCCACGGGCAGCACUAUCUGUGCCCCGCCAGGUCAUAGUUGGACGUCGGGCACCAUCGCUCCGGGAAGUGCUGCCUGGUGGUUCGGCGUGGACCUUGCUGCCCCCUGGUGGCAGGGCCAUGGCACUCUUUGCUGCCUCGUGGGUCUGGCUACUCCACACAGCCAUGUGCCUUGCCAACAGCCAGAACCCCAGCUACAGCACGGUGGUGGCCAAGAAGGAGAUCAGCAUGGAGGGAGACCUGGUCAUAGGGGGGCUCUUUCCAGUCCACGAGAAAGGCAGGGCCAGCGAGGACUGCGGCAAGAUCAAUGACCACCGGGGAAUCCAGCGCCUCGAGGCCAUGCUCUUUGCCCUGGAUGAAAUCAACAAGGACCCCAGCAUCCUGCCAGGGGUCACACUUGGGGCCCACAUCCUGGAUACCUGCUCCAAGGACACCUAUGCCCUGGAGCAGUCCCUGGAUUUUGUCCGCGCCUCCCUGACCAGAGUGGACGGCUCAGAGCACAUUUGUCCUGAUGGCUCCUAUGCCAUCCAUGAUGACGUGCCGACAGCAAUCACUGGGGUCAUCGGGGGCUCCUACAGUGAUGUCUCCAUCCAGGUGGCCAAUCUGCUGCGACUCUUCCAGAUCCCACAGGUCAGCUAUGCCUCCACCAGUGCCAAGCUCAGCGACAAGUCUCGCUAUGACUACUUUGCCCGUACUGUUCCACCAGACUUCUACCAGGCCAAGGCCAUGGCUGAGAUCCUGCGUUUCUUCAACUGGACCUAUGUCUCCACAGUGGCCUCAGAGGGUGACUACGGUGAGACAGGCAUCGAGGCCUUUGAGCAGGAAGCCCGUGCUCGCAACAUCUGCAUUGCCACCUCUGAAAAGGUGGGCCGCUCUAUGAACAAGAAGACCUUUGACGGGGUGAUCAAGGCCCUGCUACAGAAGCCCAGUGCAAAGGUGGUGGUGCUCUUCACCAGGAGUGAAGAUGCCCGGGAGCUGCUGGCAGCUGCACAGAGGAUCAAUGUCUCCUUCACGUGGGUGGCCAGUGAUGGCUGGGGUGCCCUGGAGAGCGUGGUGGCUGGAAGUGAGCCAGUGGCAGAGGGAGCUAUCACCAUUGAACUAGCAGCCUACCCCAUAAAGGAGUUUGCCACCUACUUCCGGAAUCUUGACCCCUACAACAACAGCCGCAACCCCUGGUUCCGGGAGUUCUGGGAGCACAAGUUUCAGUGCAGCUUCCACACCCAGGACUGCAGCCGGCACUCCCUGAAGACAGGCAAAUUCGAGCAGGAAUCCAAGAUCAUGUUUGUGGUCAAUGCAGUCUAUGCCAUGGCCCACUCCCUCCAUAACAUGCACCAGGCGCUAUGCCCCAAUGCCACCAAGCUGUGUGAUUCCAUGAAGCCCGUCAAUGGCAAGAGGUUCUACAAGGACUUCAUGCUCAAUGUCAAGUUUGAUGCUCCAUUCAGACCAGCAGACACCAAAAACAUGGUUAGAUUCGACCGAUAUGGUGAUGGAAUUGGCCGCUACAAUAUCUUCAACUACCACAGAGCUGAUGGGAGAUACCGGUACCAGAAGGUGGGCUAUUGGGCAGAAGGGCUUAUCCUCAAUAUCACCCUCAUCCCAUGGGUGAAGACCUCUGUUCCUGUGUCCCAGUGCAGCGAUCCCUGCAAGAAGAAUGAAAUGAAGAGCAUGCAGCCAGGAGAUAUGUGCUGCUGGAUCUGCAUCCCAUGCCAGCCUUACGAAUAUCUCCUGGAUGAAUUCACUUGCAUGGACUGUGGUCUUGGGUACUGGCCCAAUGAGACGCUGAAUGGCUGCUUUGAGCUGCCCCAGCAGUACAUCCGCUGGAAGGAUGUCUGGGCUAUUGGGCCAGUCACCAUCUCUUGCUUGGGUUUCAUCUCAACCCUUUUUGUCUUUGGGGUCUUCAUAAAGAACAAUAACACACCAAUUGUGAAGGCUUCGGGCCGUGAACUCUGCUACAUCCUCCUCACUGGGGUCUUGAUGUGUUACAGCAUGACCUUCAUCUUCAUCACAAAGCCCUCUACUGAGGUCUGCACUCUGCGGCGUUUGGGGCUGGGCACUUCCUUUGCUGUCUGCUACUCUGCCCUCUUGACCAAGACCAACCGGAUUGCUAGGAUCUUCAGCGGGGUGAAAGAAGGGGUUCAGCGCCCACGGUUCAUAAGCCCAACCUCACAGGUGGUCAUCUGUAUGGCCCUCAUCUCCUGCCAGCUAAUCAUUGUGAUCAUCUGGCUCAUGGUGGAGACCCCUGGCACGGGAAAGGAGACAGAGCCUGACAAAAGGUACAUUGUCACCCUCAAGUGCAACAACCGGGACUCGAGCAUGCUCAUUUCACUUACCUACAAUGUCCUCUUGAUCGUCCUGUGUACAGUCUAUGCCUUCAAGACCAGGAAAUGCCCCGAAAACUUCAAUGAGGCCAAAUUUAUUGGAUUCACCAUGUACACCACAUGCAUCAUCUGGCUGGCCUUCUUGCCCAUCUUCUAUGUCACCUCCAGUGACUAUCGGGUCCAGACCACCACCAUGUGUAUCUCUGUCAGUCUCAGUGGCACUGUGGUCCUUGGCUGCCUUUUCACACCCAAGCUGCACAUCAUCCUCUUCCAGCCUCAGAAGAAUGUCGCCAGCCACCGUGUUGCGACGAACCGGUUCAGUGCGACUGCCGCAGGCUCCAGCCACUCACAUGGGUCGGCCUCUCAGUACGUCCCCACCGUGUGUAAUGGGCGUGAGGUGGUGGACUCCACAACCUCGUCCUUAUGA